Messenger RNA from Loa loa (African eye worm), 2178 nucleotides. RefSeq lists its product as hypothetical. Gene Ontology annotation, biological process: maturation of SSU-rRNA from tricistronic rRNA transcript (SSU-rRNA, 5.8S rRNA, LSU-rRNA). The transcript has 17 exons. The record is from RefSeq and is a predicted model, not a curated record. Lineage: Eukaryota; Metazoa; Nematoda; Chromadorea; Rhabditida; Onchocercidae. The coding region runs from base 1 to 2178 and encodes 725 amino acids. Gene Ontology annotation, molecular function: protein binding. Gene Ontology annotation, cellular component: nucleolus; small-subunit processome; 90S preribosome.
AUGGUAAAAGAUGAGACGAAAACUGAGCUUGUCGACCUUUCAGUUACAAAAAGCAUGCUUGUCAGUUCAGUGAAAACCAGAAAACGGCAUUAUGUAAAGAAGGAAAACUUUGUAUAUGAGGAACACCGGAAGAAAUCCAGUGGCGAUCGUGACCUUUUCAUACCACAAAACGCCUUGGAAAGGCAUGAUACCGGUGCUGCAAAUAUUAAUCCGAUUUACAAUCAGGAAAUGCUUGCAGAUGAUAAUAAUCAAUUAAUACUCAAUAUAAUGCUUUCUAAAGGGAAGGAAAACUUUGUAUAUGAGGAACACCGGAAGAAAUCCAGUGGCGAUCGUGACCUUUUCAUACCACAAAACGCCUUGGAAAGGCAUGAUACCGGUGCUGCAAAUAUUAAUCCGGAAAAUGUAAAAACGGGUUUUCAUAGAGCAAAGCUUGAAACCAAAAGGAAAAGAUUCCUAGAAAGAACUAGGGAAACCGCACGAGCGGAGAUUCUCAACAAUGAACAUGAAGGUUUUCUUGCCGGUGAUGAAGGAGAACUUACUUAUACGAUCAAGCAAAAAGAUAUAUGCGAUGCUGUGGAUAUUGCAAGUGCUAGCAAGCAUUUUGAUUUACGGUUAAAACGUUUUGGUCCAUAUCGUACGAAUUACACACGUAAUGGUCGUCAUCUGUUAAUUGCUGGUAAACGCGGACAUGUCGCCGCCUUUGAUUGGCUGACUAAAACCCUCCGUUGUGAAAUAAAUGUCAUGGAGGGCGUCCGAGAUGCCAAAUGGCUGCAUGUUGAAACAAUGUUUGCGGUUGCUCAAAAGAGAUGGACACAUAUUUAUGACAGUACGGGUGUAGAGUUGCACUGUUUGAAAAUUUUGCAUGAUAUCAAACGUUUGGAAUUUCUCCCGAGACAUUUCCUUCUUGUUGCUGGGAGCAAUAUGUCAUUUUUGCACUAUUUGGAUGUUUCGAUGGGCAAAAUGGUGCAGUCCUUUCCGACAAAACAGGGACCUCUAGAUGUAAUGACUCAGAAUCCAAACAACGCUAUCAUUCAUACUGGACAUGGAAAUGGAACAGUGCAGUUGUGGUCUCCGAAUGUCAAAGAACCGCUGGUAAAAAUGCUCGCCCAUCCAUGUUCGGUACGAGGCAUAGCUGUGGAAAAUAAUUACAUGGCUACUACUGGUCUUGAUCAGAAGCUAAGGAUAUGGGAUGUACGUAACUACAAACAGUUAUAUGCUUAUACGUUACCAUUUGGGUUGGCAGAAGUAUGUUUCAGUCAGCGCAAUGCAGUUGCUUGCAGCGUUGGGAAUCAGAUUCAGAUCUUAAAUGAUGCGCAUUUGGGCACAGCUACUGCACCUUACAUGUCACAUCAGUGCACUGGAAUAGUUAGCAGUCUACAGUUUUGUCCAUAUGAAGAUGUUCUUGGAGUCGGACACCAACAUGGAUUCACUAGUUUACUUGUGCCAGGAAGCGGAGAACCAAACUUCAAUGCACUUUUGACAAAUCCUUAUGAAUCAAAAACUCAGCGCCGUGAGCGAGAAGUUAGGCAGCUUUUGGAUAAGAUCCAGCCAGAACUGAUCACUUUAGACACUACAGAAAUCGUUCAAGUUAAUACGGAUUUGCUUGAGAAAGAGAAUGAACGGUUAAAGUUGUUGCUCCAUACAAAACCACGUGAAGUGAGAUUUAAGCCGAAGAAUAAGAAGAAAGGACGAGGCAGUGCUCUGAGAAAGGAGCAGGUCAAACAGGGUGUGCAAUCCGAGCAAAGAUUUGCGAUGAACGAAGCACGGAAAAAGUUAGAAGAGGAAUUUUUGGUGAAAGAAACAGUGAAGGCGAAGGAUUCUCCAAAAACAGUGCUUGAUAGGUUCCGAAGAAAAGAUAUCCAGCCAGAACUGAUCACUUUAGACACUACAGAAAUCGUUCAAGUUAAUACGGAUUUGCUUGAGAAAGAGAAUGAACGGUUAAAGUUGUUGCUCCAUACAAAACCACGUGAAGUGAGAUUUAAGCCGAAGAAUAAGAAGAAAGGACGAGGCAGUGCUCUGAGAAAGGAGCAGGUCAAACAGGGUGUGCAAUCCGAGCAAAGAUUUGCGAUGAACGAAGCACGGAAAAAGUUAGAAGAGGAAUUUUUGGUGAAAGAAACAGUGAAGGCGAAGGAUUCUCCAAAAACAGUGCUUGAUAGGUUCCGAAGAAAAGAUGUUUAA